AGAAGAAUCAAAGGGUCUAAUACUCAUUUACUCAUUGCAUUUUAGGGUUUAAGCUGUGGUGAUAGAAACACGAAUAAGAGAGGCACAACAUUCAGCAAAGGUUUUAGAUAGAGAAUUGUAGCCGGCAACUCUGCAAAAAUGGACAAGAACAUGCUCGGAGACCUCGACAAUCUUCCUGAAGAAGAUAAGAUGAAAAUGGCUGCCAUGAUCGACCAGCUCCAAAUUCGCGACAGUCUAAGGAUGUACAAUUCUCUGGUGGAGAGAUGCUUCACUGACUGCGUUGACUCCUUCCGACGUAAAACUCUUGACAAGCACGAGGAGACAUGUGUCCGGAGGUGUGCUGAGAAAUUCCUGAAGCACUCUAUGCGUGUGGGUCUGAGAUUUGCAGAGCUUAACCAGGGCGCUCCUACCCAAGAUUAAGCAUAUGCCCUUGUGCAUAACUAAUGCCAAGUCCAUAGCAUUGAUUGUUUUUAGUAUCUUCCAGUAUUAGCGGGGAAUUUUGCCUUUGUUGGACCUCUGAUAAAGUGAUAAGCUGGAUUGUUCCUCAUUUAUCGAGGAUGAUGAUGCAUUUGUGUUUGCAGGUCCAAUGCAAUUUUGGGGUGUUUUCAUAAUGACAAUAGGAUGACUUGAUUCAGAAACUGUGAUUACAGCUGAAAUUUUAGCCUUGGCUUAAAAAUCUCUGCUUUAAUUUCUAGACAUCUUUCUCCUAAAACCUCUGUGGGUCUCUGGGCAUUGAUUGCAUUGUGAUAGUUAUUGAUCUAUAUGAGCCCCUACGACCAUGUGUUCUUAUUCUGUUUGACCUGGCUGCCGGUCAUAUUUAGUUGCUUUAACUUAAUUAAAUGUCAUCAAUAGUGAAAACAAACAGAAAUUGCUUUUGAAAUGAAGCAAAAGAAGCGCCAUUAGCAAAAUUGUGCGCAUAAUUCCUAAUUUCUUUGUUGUGCUCUA
Chenopodium quinoa (quinoa) is the source of this 945-nucleotide messenger RNA. Its product is annotated as mitochondrial import inner membrane translocase subunit Tim9-like. The coding region runs from base 139 to 420 and encodes 93 amino acids. Lineage: Eukaryota; Viridiplantae; Streptophyta; Magnoliopsida; Caryophyllales; Amaranthaceae. The transcript is spliced from 2 exons. The record is from RefSeq and is a predicted model, not a curated record.